Molecule: messenger RNA, 606 nt
Organism: Macrobrachium nipponense
Lineage: Eukaryota; Metazoa; Arthropoda; Malacostraca; Decapoda; Palaemonidae
Product: integumentary mucin C.1-like
Exons: 3
Coding region: 1-606 (201 amino acids)
Source: RefSeq, a predicted model, not a curated record
AUGUCGAACUCGAGAGGUCUACUACAAACCAUACACCCCACUGUAGGAGUAUGGAUUCAGAUCUGUUGGGUCAUCAUUAAUGUUUUAUUGCUUUUGUCCCUUUUCUUGCUCUUUCCAAAACGAUGCAACCACUGCUACUACUACUACUACUACUACUACUACUAUUACGACAACAACAACUACUGCCACUACUACUACUGCCACUACUACACUACUACUUCAACUACUACUACCACAACAUCAACAACAACAACUACUACUACUACCACUACAACGACUGUAACUACUAACACUAACUCAACAAUAACACCAAUAACCACUAUUACUACCACAACAACAGCAACAACUACAACACAACCACUACUUACCACAACAAUAUCAACUACUACUACUGCUACUACAACAACUAACUACUACUACUAUUAUAACUACUACCACAACACACUCAACAACUACUACUACCACAACAACAUCAACAACACUACUACUACUACAAAAAACAACAACAAUACUGCUACUAUAACAACAACUACUACUACUACUACUACUAUAACAUCAACAACUAAAAAUACUACUACUUCAACAAGUACUUCUACUACUAGCUAG